CAGAAAAAUGCUCAUCUUCCUCUAUAAAAAGCUGCAUGAACUGCAAACCCAUUGUCUUACCAUUGAACUCAAACCCGAGGCAAUUACGCCAUUACUCUCUCUCUCUCCGGCUAAAAUGGCUUCUCCGACUCCGGCUCCGGCUUUAAAUGGCGAAGAGCGAUUGAUUCAAAAGAAGUACUGGAUUGAACAUUCAGCCGGACUGACGGUAGAGGCUAUGCUGCUCGAUUCGAACGCCUCUGAUCUCGACAAAGAAGAAAGGCCUGAAGUGCUUUCUCUGCUUCCGCCGUACGAAGGAAAAUCGGUGCUGGAACUUGGAGCCGGCAUUGGACGUUUCACCGGCGAUCUGGCGGAGAAAGCCGGCCAGGUUCUGGCAUUGGAUUUCAUCGAGAGUGUGAUCAAGAAGAAUGAAAGCAAUAAUCGGCACCACAAAAACGUAAAGUUCAUGUGCGCUGAUGUAACUUCACCGGAGCUUAAUAUUUCAGAGAAUUCGGUGGAUUUAAUCUUCUCGAAUUGGCUGCUCAUGUAUUUGUCUGAUAUAGAGGUGAAGAAUCUGGCAGAAAGGAUGGUGAAAUGGCUGAGAGUUGGGGGCCAUAUUUUCUUCAGGGAAUCUUGUUUCCAUCAAUCUGGGGACUGUAAACGUAAAUACAACCCCACCCAUUAUCGAGAGCCACGUUUCUAUACAAAGGUGUUCAAGGAAUGCCAUAUGGAGGAUGAAGGUGGAGAUAGCUAUGAGCUAUCCCUGGUUGGCUACAAAUGCAUCGGAGCUUAUGCCAGAAAUAAGAAGAAUCAGAAUCAGAUCUGCUGGAUAUGGCAGAAGAAUAAAAGUUCCAACGACGACAGAGGAUUUCAACGCUUCCUAGACACAGUUCAAUACAAAUGCAGCGGCAUUCUCCGCUACGAGCGUGUCUUUGGGCCAGGCUUCGUCAGCACCGGCGGACUCGAGACAACGAAAGAAUUUGUAGCGAAACUGGAUCUAAAAGCAGGACAACGAGUUCUGGAUGUGGGUUGUGGAAUUGGGGGAGGGGACUUUUACAUGGCAGAGAAUUUUGACGUGGAGGUUGUCGGAAUAGACCUCUCUAUUAAUAUGAUCUCCCUAGCUUUAGAACGUGCUAUUGGACUCAAAUGCGCAGUAGAAUUUGAAGUGGCCGAUUGUACAAAGAAAGUGUAUGCAGAUAACACAUUUGAUGUCAUUUACAGUCGAGACACCAUUUUACAUAUUCAAGACAAACCUGCGUUGUUUAGGUCGUUUUACAAAUGGCUAAAGUCAGGGGGAAAGGUUCUGAUAAGUGAUUACUGUAAAAGUAGUGGAACUCCUUCCCUUGAAUUUGCAGAGUAUAUCAAGCAGAGAGGAUAUGAUUUGCACGACAUCAAAUCCUACGCUCAGAUGCUUGAAGAAGCUGGUUUCAACAACGUGGUAGCCGAGGACCGAACCGAUCAGUUCAUGAGUGUUCUUCAAAGGGAACUCAACGCUGUUGAAAAGGAAAAGGAAGCAUUCAUCCAUGACUUUUCUGAAGAAGAUUACAAUGAUAUUGUUGGAGGUUGGAAGGCAAAGUUGAAUAGGUGUUGGUGUGGAGAGCAAAAAUGGGGAUUGUUCAUUGCCCACAAAACAAAAUGAUCAACACACCGACUUCCUUUAUUAAUGUAAUUAAUUACUUUGUUAUUCAGCUACUACUGCAUCUAUUGUUUUUCUUUUGUUUUUAGUUCAACCAUUAGGCUUAAAAAUGAUAAUAAUUGUGUUAUCUCACUA
This is a messenger RNA of Benincasa hispida (wax gourd), 1747 nucleotides long. RefSeq names its product phosphoethanolamine N-methyltransferase-like. The record is from RefSeq and is a predicted model, not a curated record. Lineage: Eukaryota; Viridiplantae; Streptophyta; Magnoliopsida; Cucurbitales; Cucurbitaceae. Gene Ontology annotation, biological process: phosphatidylcholine biosynthetic process. Gene Ontology annotation, molecular function: phosphoethanolamine N-methyltransferase activity.